AUGUAUGCCAAAGCUAAAGAUACACAUGUGCUCAUUCGGCUUCCAUGCAAUUUAGUCGAAACAGUUGCGGAUAAAUCAAUAAAAAUUGCUCUUACAGUUGCUAAUCCCCCAAUACAUGCAAUUGAUGACUAUGCUGUCGAAAAAUUUCGUCAAAUUGAAUCUAAAUAUCCUGUUAUUAAUACACCAACUAAAGAGGUUAUGAAUACAUUCAACGAAAAAACUGAAUCUAUUCGUCAUGUAAUGAAUUCAGUUAAGGAUACAACUACAUCAACAAUUCAACGUGGCAAAGAGACUGUUUUUCAUGUAGCAACAAUCACAGUACAUAAAACAUCUGAUGUAGCUGGUUCUGUCUUCUCAUUUGGUGAAACACAUGUACCAAGAAGUAUGUAAAAAUCAGAAAUAAAAAUUUCUUUUAAUUCAAUUUGAAUUUUUCUAGUCAAACAUCUUAAUGCCAGCAAAACAAUAGAGUUCCAUGAACAUGCUUGUUCAACUGUUAGUUCAUUAUAUAGUUAUGUAUUUCAUUCUGUUCAAUCAUCAUUAAUAUGGUCCAAAAUGUUUACUAUAUAUUCUUUUUACUUAAAACAAAAUAAAUGAAUGAUCUUGUAUAUUAUUUUUAUUUUAUUUAUUUUUAAUAUUUACUUAGGACAUUAUUCUUUUAUACCAACAUUAUAGUUGAUCUCAUAUAUAUGCGAAAAGAACCAUUAAGAAAUUUUUUAUUUUUAUUUUUAAAGAAAUCAAAAAAUGUCCUCAGGCAUUAGCAGAACGAGUUCUACGUGCCGUUUGACAUCAGCACUCUUUAUACUGUGACCAACAGUUCUACUUGUAUAAACUAUAUCAUUAAGAACUAAAUAGAUCAAAAAUCUAAUGACUUUUCUUUUCAGAAAACGUAUUUCUAUUAAUUAAGGUUCUUGUUAUACAUAUAGCGGAGCCAUACUGUCUAUGUAUUCUGGAUUUUUCGAGAUGUUCUACAUUGUUUCUCACAUUUUUGAUACUAUAAUCGG
Molecule: messenger RNA, 1001 nt
Organism: Rotaria sordida
Lineage: Eukaryota; Metazoa; Rotifera; Eurotatoria; Philodinida; Philodinidae
Source: the annotation of a GenBank genome assembly